Messenger RNA from Leguminivora glycinivorella, 1107 nucleotides. RefSeq lists its product as uncharacterized. The record is from RefSeq and is a predicted model, not a curated record. NCBI's taxonomy places the organism in Eukaryota, Metazoa, Arthropoda, Insecta, Lepidoptera, Tortricidae. The coding region runs from base 187 to 729 and encodes 180 amino acids. The transcript is spliced from 2 exons.
UAUAAGUAGUGAAGUGCUUUAGUGACGUUUACAAGUGUCUUUGAUGUCUCAGUGUUAAUCAUUGUACAAGGCUAGAACAAGUGUAGGCAUAGUGAAACGUCACUAUUUCAUGUAAGUAACCGCUGAGCUUGAGUAGGCAAUUCCUUGCUUUGUUUUGUGUUUAAUUCUUUUAAAAACCCAUUUACAAUGCAAACACGCAGAGCAGCUGCCGCCGCUGCAGCAGCGGCUCUCCAGCAGGAGCCUGAGAAAUGUGAUAAGCUCCAACUUACCUUGCUGGAAUUAAAACAAUCCAAGGAGUUUAGUGCUCAAUUGCUCAGUGAAAGAGAAGACAGUGAGAAGGAGCUAUUAUUGGUAAUUGAUAAAAACGAUAAGUUAAAAAAGGAACUGUGUACACUAGAGAGUGAUUUUAAUAAUGUAAACUCGGAGCGGGCCCGGCUUCAGGAGACGGUUGACAGGUUUAUGGAGUGUAAUGCUGCAUAUGAACAGGCCCUGAAAGACAUCGACUCAUUGGAGAGAGCACUGCACGACGCCCACGAACACAUCUACGAGCUACGGGAGGCCCAAAACCAAGCAGCUGCGGCACACACUCAGACCUUGUUCGAGGAACUGGUCCGGCCUGCAUCUCAGUUGGUUACCGCAGCAAUUGAAAACCCUUCAGUAACUACAGAUUUAACCAAUGAUGCCACUACACCAAGGUUAGUAAAUUGCAGCGGAAACAAACUAAAGUAGUAUAUAAAAUUAAAUAAACUGAUCAAAAAAAAUCAAAAGAUGUCAAAAAUUAAUAAAUUGUUUUUUAAAAAAUUGAGAUUUUGUAAAGUUAAUAUAAGUUUAGUAGAUAAGUUAGAUUUGUAUACAGCUCAGUUAGAACACAGUAGAUUACAGUAUGAAACUGACACACAGGCAUUAAAGUUAAAAAUUCAAAGCCUAGAGGAUUCAAUAAAAUCUUUAGAUGUGAUAAAUGAGAGUUCAAAAAAGUUAUUAGUGAAUAUUCUUUAGCCAUGGAUGAUUUAAUAUCCCAGAUUAAGCAUAAUUCAGAGCGGUUUGAGUCGUUGACAAAUGCCCAGGCAUGUGCAUGUAAGCAAGUGACUAGAGAUUUGUCGACCAGUG